Messenger RNA from Heterocephalus glaber (naked mole-rat), 4543 nucleotides. It is a transcript of the gene Afg1l, whose product is annotated as AFG1 like ATPase. Gene Ontology annotation, molecular function: ATP binding; ATP hydrolysis activity. The record is from RefSeq and is a predicted model, not a curated record. NCBI's taxonomy places the organism in Eukaryota, Metazoa, Chordata, Mammalia, Rodentia, Bathyergidae. Gene Ontology annotation, cellular component: cytoplasm; mitochondrion.
UCUGGCCUGGCCUUGCCCCGGAUUGAAGAGCACGGGAGGCUAACCCGCCCCUCGGGACUGGAGGUCACCUCCCUUAGCUGCUCCUCUUUCUUCUCUCGGGCGGAGCGUCCCGCGAGCACGGCUGGAUUUGACUGCCACAGCCUCUCAUCUGGCUUUCAAUAAAGUUUUCCUCUUCCUCCACUUGUACGGAGCUCAAGAUGGCGGCCUCCUGGUCGCCCUUGCUUGUCCUGAGCUCCUUAGCGCGGAGCCGGCUGAGAGGGACUUGUGUGGGGUGCGGGGCCCAGGCCGCCGCUCUUGCUGCCCCUGGGAGGCCCCUUUGGAAAGCCUACACAGUUCAGACAUUUGACAGUGUCACCCCAACUGCUGCUUCUGAGGCCUAUUUGAAAGCUUUGGCUGUUUGCCACGGACCUCUGGACCACUAUGACUUUCUGAUCAAAGCUCAGGAGCUAAAGGCUGAUGAACAUCAAAGAAGAGUCAUACAGUGUUUGCAGAAAUUGCAUGAGGACCUUAAAAGAUACAGCAUAGAGGCAGAAGAUUUCCUUUCAAAGCUUUUUUCAAGGAGCAAACCUCCAAGGGGCCUGUAUGUUUAUGGAGAUGUUGGUACAGGGAAAACAAUGGUGAUGGACAUAUUUUAUACUUAUGUGGAAAUGAAGAGGAAAAAACGGGUCCAUUUUCAUGGUUUCAUGCUAGAUGUGCACAAAAGAAUACAUCGCCUUAAACAGAAUUUGCCAAAAAGGAAACCAGGAUUCAUGACCAAGUCAUAUGACCCAAUAGCUCCCAUAGCUGAAGAAAUCAGCCAAGAAGCACGUCUCUUAUGUUUUGAUGAAUUUCAGGUCACUGACAUUGCUGAUGCCAUGAUUCUGAAACAGCUUUUUGAAAAUCUGUUCAAAAACGGGGUCGUCGUUGUGGCAACAUCCAACAGACCACCGGAAGAUCUCUAUAAGAAUGGACUCCAGAGGGCUAACUUUGUGCCAUUCAUAGCUGUCCUGAAAGAGUACUGUCAUACUGUCCAGCUAGAUUCUGGGAUAGAUUACCGGAAAAGGGAACUUCCUGCUGCAGGAAAACUCUACUACCUCACAAGUGAAGCUGAUGUGGAGGCUGUCAUGGAUAAGUUGUUUGAUGAGCUGGCUCAGAAACAAAAUGAUUUAACUAGACCAAGGAUUCUAAAAGUGCAAGGCAGAGAGCUGUGGCUGAAUAAAGCCUGUGGAACCAUUGCCGACUGCACAUUUGAAGAGCUGUGUGAGAGACCACUUGGAGCCAGUGACUAUUUGGAACUGUCAAGGAAUUUUGAUACAAUAUUUUUACGGGACAUUCCACAAUUUACACUGGCAAAGAGGACUCAAGCUCGAAGAUUCAUAACUCUCAUUGAUAAUUUUUAUGACUUCAAGGUGCGUAUAAUUUGCUCUGCCUCAACUCCUAUAUCAAGCUUAUUUUUGCAUCAACAUCAUGACAGUGAGUUGGAGCAAAGCAGAAUACUGAUGGAUGAUUUGGGGCUGAGCCAGGAUGCAGCAGAAGGACUCUCCAUGUUUACCGGAGAAGAGGAAAUCUUUGCAUUUCAGCGCACCAUUUCCCGACUCACAGAAAUGCAGACUGAACAGUACUGGAAUGAAGGAGACAGAAGCAAGAAGUAACUGUCUCUUUCACAUGAGUAAAACUAGACAAAUGAUUAAUGCAGGAAGAACUCUGUAUUGUGAGACUUGAAGGAAUCAUUUCCUCAUCAUCAAUUAUGCACUUUGUCCUCUGGACCACUGUCAUCUAAAAUUGCUGUCAAAGAUGUAGUGGAUUAGUAAGUUAAAGACUUCUUAUAAUUUUUAUAGGUCUGUUUUUCCUAUUUGUUUGGCCUUACUUCUGCACCACAAAAUUUAAAAAUCAUCACUCCUGAAAAUGACUGUAAAACCAGACAUUUAAGUUUUACAUUAAACCACCUGAAUGAACCUUGAACACACAAACACACUGUAAAUCCAAGAUGUCCAGAUGUCUCUGUGCUUUGGCUACGUGGCUGUUGCACCUUAGACAUAUGUCCUUUCUUUUUUUUAAAUUCAAAACAAAGCAAGCUUUCUAAUCUUACUAUAAACUGAAGGGAAUAGCACAUUAGAAUAUUGUCUGAUAUGUAUGAUUUUUCUUGGGUUUUGGCUAUGAAUUCUAUAUAAUGGUUUCCUCAGGCUGGUGAAAGUAUUUUUUUAACCCUGAAGUCAAGGUUGGCAGGCAGGACCUGAUCUCAUCCAGUCACAGAAUGCCUGCCUGGGUAAAUGGAGGAGUAUGACACCAUCAAGUCAGGAGCAAGUGUCAAAUUUUAACUGAGAGGCAGAUCUGCAGGCAGAUCCCUGACUCCUGACAGCCAGUAGGAGGGCAGGUACCAGGAAGGGGACCAGUGGCUGUGUCUAGAGGAGGCGGAAUUGCUGACUUGCCAAGAGGAGAGCAGAUGUUCACAAUGCCUGUGCAUCUGAGACCAUUAGAACGCAACAGACAGCAGGUUCCUGCCCUCUCUUCAUCCAUACUGGUUCUAAUUGCAGGACAACACUCCCCACCCUGCUGCUGAUUCUGCAGAGAGAUGGGCCUAACAGAAAACAGGAAGGAACACUUGACAAAUCUUCUUUAAAUAAAAUCUAAUUUAUCCCUCAUUGAAAUCAUUCCUUUAUUCUUUAAGUAAAUCCUGGCUUUGCUGUUAUUACUAGAAAGGAUAUUGGUCGAAGCUAGGAGAAUCUUAAAUCUCUCCUCAAAAAAGAAAAAGAAAAAUGCACAAGUCUUAUGAAAACAAGGAUGAGGCAGUAGGCAUAGGUGAGUCAUUUCAGACAAUGACUGCAAUUGUCAACCUAAGUGUACUCGUCAAACCUAUUUAUUAUCCAAUAAUCCAUUCACAUUAGUUAAUUUGGGACCUUUACCAAUUUAAGUCAAGCAUAGAGACUUGGUCCCAAGCAUAGAGAAAAGUUUAAAUGAGGGUUUCUGAAAAAUAAAUGUGGUUUCAAAAUAUUUUUAUAGGAGUAAAAUACAGGGAAUUCCAAAGAGCUUAAGUAAAAGGAGAGAGGAUGGGAAAUAACCACUCUGUGCCAGAUUUAACACUCAAUAUUUACAUUAUUUCAGUUUUUAAAAAGUAAUCCUAGGAAAUGAAUGUAACCAUCCUUGAUUAUGGAUAAGGAAAUGGAGGCACAAUUUAUAACUUCAAAAUGUGCCAUGUUUUGUACUACACUGCCUCCUACUCUCACUAUAAAAAAGAGAUCAUGUUUAAUAUUCUUUUUUAAAAACUCAGUGAAGAUACAUUUACAUCAGAACCAUUGCUUUGAGCUCAAAUAUAUCUUUAAGUCUUGACUUUUUUUUCUUUUUUUGAUUGCUGGGGAUUGAAUUCAGGGCCUCAUGCAUACUAGGGAAGCACUCUACUAUUAAGCCACUCGUUCAUCCCUGAAUCUUAGCUUUAUGUUUUUCAUAUGUCUUUGGUAACUAUUCUAUACUUUAAUAAAAAGAUUGUCUGAAUGCUUAAGCAGACAGAUGGACAGAAAAGGGGACAGCCCCUGAGUGUUUGGGUGUAUAUAGAAUAGUGACCCACUGAAAUUCUAUUGUAAAAGUUUACUUGAGGUCAGGUAUUUGGGGAAAAAUUCAUUUUCCACGGACAUAAUUACAUAAUGUUAGGUAAGGCCCUGGUUAAAUGCACAGGAGCCUAUGUAACUCUCAGUAUAGCUGCCCUAUAAUUUCGGUGCUAGGAAACUUAACCAUCUUUUAAAAUAAUUGUUUCUGUGGUGUAAAACUAGUGCAAGUUCCACUCACAUAACUGGAAUGUGUGCCCAUUGCUGUCCUCCUCUUUCCCUAUCCACCACCCCUGCCCAGGCUCCUUCCCCCCUCCCUGGGCCUGAUGAGAUCAGCCACAGUGGAAGAGGCUUUCUGAGUGGGAGUGGGGCAUAUGGGAGGCAUUCACUGGGCUUGGCCAAGGUGUCAAGAGGGCAAAUAAGAAUACCAUGGUGGCUGAAAUGGUACAUCUUCACCCUCAUCUCCUCUCUACAAAGUCUGUUUCAUAAAAUAGCAUGCUAGAAGAUGAAAUGAAAGUCUUAAUGAUUAGCCAUUACCAGGAAACAAUAUGGUAGCUCCUCACAAAGGAAGUAGGGUAUACAGUUAUUCCCAUUUUCCAGACAGGAAGCUGAGGCACAGAAAAUGGCUAGAACAGAAUGUUUUCAGGUGCGCAUUGGAAUCAAUAAAUUAUAAAAACACCAAUUCUUUAAACUUUCCAUUUCAUUGCCUCUGUCCUGUAAACAGCAUUCUUAGUCCAUGGAACCUGAACCUACAUGUUCAGCCCCUUCAUCUGAUAUAAAAACAUGCCAUAUCUGAUACUUGGGCUCCUGGUCAGUUACAGGAAUUUGUCUGUAAGUGAUCUUAUAAAUUAUCUUUGUUAGAUCCACUGAUUUCAUAAGACAGUGGUGCUGGUAGAAAAGGAUUUUCUUUGGAAAUGAGUUUACAGCUCUUUAUUAAGGCAGAAUUAAGAUUGGUUUCCCCAUUACCAUAUAGCAGUUCAUUUUCAGGAACAGAAAAUGAGAAAUAAUAAAAAUCUAUCCUCUUU